This is a messenger RNA of Erinaceus europaeus (western European hedgehog), 945 nucleotides long. Its product is annotated as olfactory receptor 5AN6-like. Gene Ontology annotation, biological process: sensory perception of smell; G protein-coupled receptor signaling pathway. Gene Ontology annotation, molecular function: olfactory receptor activity; odorant binding; G protein-coupled receptor activity. NCBI's taxonomy places the organism in Eukaryota, Metazoa, Chordata, Mammalia, Eulipotyphla, Erinaceidae. The record is from RefSeq and is a predicted model, not a curated record. Gene Ontology annotation, cellular component: membrane.
AUGACUGGAGGAAGGAACGAUACUAUGGUCACUAAAUUCAUCCUUUUAGGAUUCGCAGACUUCCCCAAGCUCAAGGUUGUUCUCUUUACCAUAUUCUUGGAAACUUAUCUCUUGAAUGCAACCUGGAACCUGAGCCUCAUCAUCUUGAUUAAGAUGGACGCAUACCUACAUACACCUAUGUAUUUCUUCCUCAGCAACUUGUCCUUCUUGGAUGUCUGCUAUGUGACCUCUACAGCCCCCAAAAUGCUCUCAGACUUCUUCAGCAAGCAAAACUCCAUCUCCUAGGGAUACACCAUGCAAUACUUCUUCUUCUCUAGCCUGGGUUUGUCUGAGUGUUGUCUCCUGGCCGUCAUGGCUUAUAAUCGCUAUGCCACCAUUGACAAUCCCUUGCUCUACACAGCCAUCAUGUCCCCCACCCUCUGUGUGCAGAUUGUUGUUGGAGCCUAUAUCACUGGUAUCUUUGGGGCUUUGAUCCAACUGUGUUUUUUACUCCAGAUUGAUUUUUGUGGACCUAGUGUGAUCAACCAUUUAUUCUGUGACCUUCCUCAACUAUUAGUCCUAUCCUGUUCUGAAACUUUUUUCCUACAAGUCAUGAAGUUUGUGAUAGCAGUGAUCUUUGGUGUGAUGUCCGUGUUGAUUAUCAUGAUAUCUUACGGUUAUAUCGUGUCUACCAUCCUGAAGAUCAGAUCAGCAGAAGGCAGGUCCAAGGCUUUCAAUACCUGUGCUUCUCACCUGACAGCAGUCACCUUGUUCUUUGGAUCAGGACUCUUUGUCUAUAUGCAGCCUAGCACAAAUAAAUCUCUGUUCUAUGACAAGAUGGCAUCUGUAUUCUAUACAAUGGUGUUCCCCAUGUUAAAUCCUUUGAUUUACAGUCUUUACAAGGAAAUCAAAGAUGCCCUAAAAAGGUGUAAGAAGAAGAGAGAAUUUGCCUGCUGUCACCACUAA